Molecule: messenger RNA, 471 nt
Organism: Nannizzia gypsea CBS 118893
Lineage: Eukaryota; Fungi; Ascomycota; Eurotiomycetes; Onygenales; Arthrodermataceae
Product: 60S ribosomal protein L23
Exons: 5
Coding region: 1-471 (156 amino acids)
Biological process (GO): translation
Cellular component (GO): ribosome; cytosolic large ribosomal subunit
Molecular function (GO): large ribosomal subunit rRNA binding; structural constituent of ribosome
Source: RefSeq, a predicted model, not a curated record
AUGUCGAAGAGAGGUCGUGGCGGUGCUGCCGGCAACAAGCUGAAGAUGACCCUUGGUCUUCCAGUGUACGUAUCUACGAUUUCCCCAGUAUUCGACAUACAAACUCAACAGCUCUUUACUUUCAUGAACUGCUGUGACAACUCCGGUGCCCGAAACCUUUACAUCAUCUCCGUCAAGGCCACCGGUGCCCGUCUUAACCGUCUCCCCGCUGCCGGUGUUGGUGACAUGGUUAUGGCCACCGUUAAGAAGGGAAAGCCAGAAUUGAGAAAGAAGGUCAUGCCUGCUGUUGUUGUCAGACAGAGCAAGCCAUGGAAGCGACCUGACGGUGUCUUCCUCUACUUUGAGGACAACGCUGGUGUUAUUGUCAACGCCAAGGGUGAAAUGAAGGGAUCCGCCAUCACAGGACCAGUUGGAAAGGAAGCCGCAGAGCUAUGGCCCCGUAUUGCCAGUAACUCUGGUGUUGUGAUGUAA